Messenger RNA from Onychostoma macrolepis, 558 nucleotides. RefSeq names its product piggyBac transposable element-derived protein 4-like. Lineage: Eukaryota; Metazoa; Chordata; Actinopteri; Cypriniformes; Cyprinidae. The record is from RefSeq and is a predicted model, not a curated record. The transcript has 2 exons. The coding region runs from base 16 to 558 and encodes 180 amino acids.
GUCCACCCAACUGGAAUGGCAGCCACAAGAAAGCUUGAUCACAUCACUGGGCAACCAAAGAUGAAGCCAGUGUGUGUGCUAGAGUACAACAAAAAAAUGGGGGCUGUUGACAAAGCUGACAUGAUGACUGGUUUUCUUGAGUGCGCCAGAAAGUCCACCAAGUGGUACAAGAAGGUUUUCUUUCACCUACUUGAUACGGUUGUACUCAACAGCCAAAUAGUGUACCGUCAACUUACUGGGAAGGAAACCACCUCCAUGCAAUUCAGGAUGAACCUAAUGAGAGGGCUGCUGGAGGAGUACAGCACAUCCCGAUGUCCAUCUAAAGGGGGCCGUCCUGCUUUGGAUACUCCUCUGCGCCUUAAAGCCAGGCAUUUUCCAUCUGAGGUACCUCAGACCACUUCCCAGGGCUGCCGGACCAGGCGACACUGCAAGGUCUGCCUCUCCAGUACACGCAAGAGCAAGCAGAGGUGCCUCACCAAAUACAUGUGUGUGCAGUGCAACACUCCUUUGUGUGCUGCCCCAUGUUUUGAGGAGUACCACACACUGAAGCAUUAUUAA